Orycteropus afer afer is the source of this 2074-nucleotide messenger RNA. RefSeq names its product synaptotagmin like 4 (gene SYTL4). The record is from RefSeq and is a predicted model, not a curated record. NCBI's taxonomy places the organism in Eukaryota, Metazoa, Chordata, Mammalia, Tubulidentata, Orycteropodidae. Gene Ontology annotation, molecular function: small GTPase binding; phospholipid binding; neurexin family protein binding. Gene Ontology annotation, biological process: intracellular protein transport; exocytosis. Gene Ontology annotation, cellular component: exocytic vesicle; plasma membrane.
UCUCCUGUCUGAUUGCUUUGAAGAAAGAAGAGUAUACGGAAAAGUAGAAUAAGUCAUGUCGGAGAUACUUGACCUCUCUUUUCUAUCUGAUAUGGAAAGAGAUUUGAUCCUCAAUGUUCUACAGCGAGAUGAGGAGCUGCGGAAAGCAGAUGAGAAAAGGAUUAGACGACUGAAGAAUGAGUUGUUGGAGAUUAAAAGGAAAGGGGCCAAGAGGGGCAGCCAACACUACAGUGAUCGGACCUGUGCCCGGUGUCAGGAGAGCCUUGGCCGUUUGACUCCCAAGACCAACACUUGUCAGGGUUGUAAUCACCUGGUGUGUCGGGACUGUUGUGUCCAGGAAAGCAAUGGUACCUGGAGGUGCAAAGUAUGUGCCAAGGAAAUAGAGCUGAAGAAGGCAACUGGAGACUGGUUUUAUGACCAGAAAGUGAAUCGCUUUGAAUACCAUUCAGGCAGUGAGAUAAUCAGGAUGUCCCUACGCCGCAAACCUGCAGUUAAUAAAAGAGAAACUGUGGGACAGUCCAUACUUCAUCAGUCACAGAUUGGUGACAUCUGGCCAGGAAGAAAGAUUGUUCAGGAGCAACAGAAAGAGUACAGUGUGCCAUUUGAAGUGCCAAAGCUAAAAAGUGGAAAGAACGUGCUAGAGGCUGAGAGUGAGAGCUUGGAUAGCUAUACAGCUGACUACGAUAGCACCUCCAGAAGAGAUUCGCUGGAUAAAUCUGGCCUCUUUCCAGAAUGGAAGAAAAUGUCUGCCCCCAAAUCUCAAGUAGAAAAGGAAACUCAGCCUGGGGGUCAAAAUGUGGUAUCUGUGGAUGAGGGUGAAAUGAUAUUUAAGAAGAACACCAGAAAAAUACUGAGGCCUUCAGAGUACACUAAAUCUGUAAUAGAUCUUCGCCCAGAAGAUGUGGGACAUGCAAGUGGCUCCUUGGGAGACAGAAGUAAAUCUGUCCCAGGCCUCAGUGUGGAUAUGGAAGAGGAAGAAGAAGAGGAAGAAGACAUUGACCACCUAGUGAAGUUACAUCGUCAGAAGCUAGCCCGAAGCAGCAUGCAAAGUGGCUCUUCCAUGAGUACAAUCGGCAGCAUGAUGAGCAUCUAUAGUGAAGCUGGUGAUUUUGGAAACAUCUUUGUAACGGGCAAGAUUGCCUUUUCCCUGAAGUAUGAGCAGCAAACACAGACUCUGCUCAUCCACGUGAAGGAGUGUUACCAGCUGGCCUAUGCUGAUGAAGCCAAGAAGCACUCUAACCCAUAUGUAAAGACUUAUCUUCUGCCUGACAAAUCCCGCCAAGGAAAAAGAAAAACCAGCAUCAAGCGAGACACUAUCAAUCCACUGUAUGAUGAGAUCCUCAGGUAUGAGAUCCCAGAAUCUCUCCUGGCCCAGAGGACCUUGCAGUUCUCAGUUUGGCAUCAUGGUCGCUUUGGGAGAAACACUUUCCUUGGAGAAGCAGAGAUCCAGAUGGAUUCCUGGAAGCUUGAUAAGAAACUGGAUCAUUGUGUUCCUUUACAUGGAAAGAUCGGUGCUGAGGCCCUGACUGGGUUGCCAUCACACAAAGGCGAGUUGGUGGUUUCAUUGAAAUACAUCCCAGCCUCUAAGCUCCCUGUUGGAGGUGACCGGAAAAAAAGUAAAGGUGGGGAAGGAGGAGAGCUCCAAGUAUGGAUCAAAGAAGCCAAGAACCUGACUGCUGCCAAAUCAGGAGGGACUUCAGACAGCUUUGUCAAGGGAUACCUCCUUCCCAUGAGGAACAAGGCCAGUAAGCGUAAAACUCCUGUGAUGAAGAAGACUCUAAAUCCCCACUACAACCAUACGUUUGUCUACAACGGUGUACGGCUGGAAGAUCUGCAACACAUAUGCCUGGAACUGACUGUGUGGGACCGGGAGCCCCUGUCCAGCAAUGACUUCCUGGGAGGGGUCAGGCUGGGUGUUGGCACUGGGAUCAGUAAUGGGGAAAUGGUGGACUGGAUGGACUCGACUGGGGAAGAAGUGAGCCUAUGGCAGAAAAUGCGACAGUACCCAGGGUCUUGGGCAGAAGGGACUCUACAACUCCGUUCCUCGAUGGCCAAGCAGAAGCUGGGCUUAUGA